CCGGCCCAUGGCCCGGCGUUGACGGCGACGCCAUGUUCAGCUGGAUGCGGCGGCACGAGAAGAAGAGCCCCGAGGUGGUGCGCACCGUCACCGCGGGGCUGAAGGAGCUCUACAAGAAGAAGCUGCUCCCGGUGGAAGAGUUCUACCGCUUCCACGAUUUCCAUUCGCCGGCGCUGGAAGACGCCGAUUUCGACAACAAGCCGAUGGUGCUGGUGGCCGGGCAGUACUCCACCGGCAAGACCACGUUCAUCCGGUACCUGUUGGAGGAGGACAUCCCCGGCGCCCGCGUCGGCCCCGAACCCACCACCGACUCUUUCGUGGCCAUCAUGCACGGCGAGGCCGCCGGCAUCACGCCGGGCAACGCGCUCAUCGUCGACCCCAACAAACCUUUCCGGAAGCUCAACCCUUUCGGGAAUACUUUUCUGAACCGGUUUGGAGUUGGGUUCUUGGCCAUGGUUUGGCGUCGGCGUUGGGUUCAUGGCCAUGGUUUGAUGCUGAGGUUGCAUUCAUGGCCAUGGUUUGGCGUCGGCGUUGGGUUCACGGUCACGGUUCGGCGCCGGGCUCGAACUCAGUGCCGAGCUUGGCCCCCCCCCCCGGCUCUACCCCCAGGCUACGACUUCCCGGCCGUUCUGCAGUGGUUCGCGGAGCGCGUGGACCUCAUCAUCCUCCUGUUCGACGCCCACAAGCUGGAGAUCUCGGACGAGUUCUCCGAAGCCAUCCGGGCGCUGCGGGGCCACGAGGACAAAGUGCGCGUGGUGCUGAACAAGGCCGACAUGGUGGAGACGCAGCAGCUGAUGCGGGUCUACGGGGCCCUGAUGUGGUCCCUGGGGAAAGUGUUCAACACCCCCGAGGUGCUGCGCGUCUUCAUCGGUUCCUUCUGGUCCGAGCCGCUGCUCAUCGCCGACAACCGGCGCCUCUUCGAGCUGGAGGAGCAGGACCUGUUCCAGGAGAUCCAGAACCUGCCCCGCAAUUCCGCCCUGCGGAAGCUCAACGACCUC
Messenger RNA from Numida meleagris (helmeted guineafowl), 998 nucleotides. It is a transcript of the gene EHD2, whose product is annotated as EH domain containing 2. The annotation marks the transcript as partial. Gene Ontology annotation, cellular component: cytoplasm; recycling endosome membrane; plasma membrane. Gene Ontology annotation, biological process: endocytosis; cilium assembly; endocytic recycling. The record is from RefSeq and is a predicted model, not a curated record. Gene Ontology annotation, molecular function: GTP binding; cadherin binding. The transcript has 2 exons. NCBI's taxonomy places the organism in Eukaryota, Metazoa, Chordata, Aves, Galliformes, Numididae.